UCACUAGCGUUUUCCACUUAGACACAGCACAACUAGUUGACAGAUAUGUCUGCUUUUUCUUCUUGUGUCCGGCCAAUACAGCAUGAAGUUUUCCUUAGUUUUAGAGGUGCAGAUACUCGUAACAACUUUACCAGCCAUCUCUACGCUGCAUUGCUUCGACAAGGAAUUGCGACCUUUAUGGAUAAUAGGCUUCAGAGAGGAGAAGAGAUUGAGGAAGAAAUCUUGAAAGCAAUUGAAGCCUCGAAUUUUUCAGUGAUUAUCUUGUCAAAAAAUUAUGCCUCUUCACCGUGGUGCUUGGAUGAACUGGUGAAGAUACUUCAAUGCAAGGAUACGCAGGGACAAAAGGUAUUUCCUGUUUUCUACCACGUAGAUCCUGCAGAUGUGGACAACCAGACAGGAAGUUUUGGAGAGGCAUUAGCUAAGAUCAAGGAAGAUAUGAAGGAGAAUGAUUUAGAAAGGGUGCGAAAUUGGAGAAUUGGGUUGACCAGAGUAGCUAAUAUCUCAGGGGAGGUUUUGACAAAGACAAGGCUUGAGUCUGAACUUAUUGAAGAUGUUAUCAAGGAAAUUUUGAAACAUCUAAGGCAUCCAUGCUCAUAUGAUUUCAAGGGUCUGGUUGGAAUAGAAUUACGAGUUUCACUGGUUGAAUCAUUAUUAUGCAUUGGAUUAAAUGAUAUCCGCAUGAUUGGAAUAUGGGGAAUGGGUGGUAUAGGCAAAACAACUAUUGCUGAAGUUGUACAUGAAAAAUUUUCUUCCCAGUUUGAUGACAGUUACUUGCUUGAAAACGUCCGUGGUUGCAAUCUAGGGCAAUUACGAGAUGAACUUCUUGUCAGAAUACUAAAUGAAGGGAAUACCAACUCAAGACUGGUUUUUAACAUGAAACAACUUCGUCUCAAAAAGCUUCUUAUUAUUCUUGAUGAUGUAGAUGAUUACAGGCAAAUAGAAUUUUUAGCUAGAGAACAUGAUUGGUUUGGUGCAGGAAGUAGAAUCAUUAUAACCAGUAGAGAUAAAGGUGUAUUUCAAGAUAGAGUUGAUGGAAUAUAUGAGGUUCAAGCACUAAUGGAGCAUGAAGCUCAUAGGCUUUUCAACUUAUUUGCCUUUAAACAAAAUCAUCCUGAGAGAGAAUAUUUGAAACUUUCAAGAGAAGUUGUAAGUUAUGCUGGAGGAAACCCUUUAGCUCUUAAAGUUUUGGGUUCAUUCCUAUAUGGCAAGAGCAAAAUAGAAUGGGAAAGUGCAUUGAAGAAACUUCAAAAGACUUCUAAUAUCAAAAUUCAAAAUGUGUUGAGAAUAAGUUUUGAUGGACUUGAUUUUGAGGAGCAGGAAAUAUUUCUUCACAUUGCUUGUUUCUUCAAAGGAGAACAUGUGUUUCACAUAGAACAACUGCUAGAUGCAUGUGGUUUCGCAACUCUAAUUAACUUGAGUGUGCUAAAUGAUAAAUCUUUGAUUAGCAUAUCUUAUGACAAAGUGGAGAUGCAUAAUCUAUUGCAAGAAAUGGGUCGAGAAAUUGUUCGCCAAGAAUGUAUUAAAGAGCCGGGAAAACGCAGUAGAUUGUGGAAUUAUGAAGAUAUAUACCAUGUGUUGACAAAAAAUACUGGAACUGAUGCAGUUGAAGGCAUAUUUCUGGACAAAUCAAAAUUAAAUAAGCUAAGUUUGGCUCCCUCAAUUUUCAGCAAUAUGAACAGAAUUAAACUGCUCAAAUUCUAUAAUUGUGGCAGUGGUCUAGAUGAUGCAUUGUACAUUCAAGACGUUGAAUUUCCUGAAAACAAUAUGCAGUUCCCUGAAGGCCUUGUAUCUUUUCCUGAUGAACUAAGGUAUCUCCAGUGGCAUUUUUAUCCUCUGAAAACUUUGCCAUCAAGCUUUCGUGCUGAGAUGCUUGUCAAGUUUAACAUGUCUGGUAGCCGUGUUGAAAGACUUUGGAACGGAGUGCAGGUUCUUGCAAAUUUAAAAGUAAUCAAGCUCCGUUAUUGUGAACACCUGAUUGAAAUGCCAGACUUCUCAGGGGCCCAAAAUCUGGAGACCAUAGACUGUGGAGGCUGCAUAAGUUUGCAGGAGGUUUCUCCAUCUAUUGGAUGUCUCAACAACCUUCAUACAUUGAAUUUGGCAAAUUGCGAGAAAAUUACAAGUGUUCCAAGCACCAAAUAUUUGAGAUCUUUCCUUUAUCUUGACCUCUAUAAUUGCUCAAAAAUCAACAAGUUCCCUGAAGUUCCAACAAGUAUAGAAUUUUUAAGUCUGAAAGGUACUGCAAUAGAAGAAGUACCAUUAUCAAUUGGAUUGCUCUGUCAACUCAGGUCAUUGAGUCUGCGUGACUGCAGAAGGCUAAAGAAUCUGCCAAAUGUUGUUUUCCAAUUGAAACAUCUUGACUUUCUUGGUAUAGCUGGUCCAUACAUCAAUAUAUGGGAACAUGUAAAUUAUCUUCAUCAUUUGUCCUCGUUACGUCGAUUAUCUCUAACGGGGAAUGAUUUCGAGAGCAUACCUUCAAGCAUCAAACAACUUUCAUGGCUUCAAAAACUCAACUUGAGCUUCUGCAAAAGGCUUCGAUUUUUGCCAGAGCUUCCGCCCCAUUUACAACGUUUAGAUGCAACGGGUUGCAUAUCACUGCGAACAGCUUCAAAUUCAAUGAUUGCUCUCAGAGAAGGAUGGGGAAGGUUCUUUUUCAUGAACUGCUUUAGUUUGGAUGAGAAUGAACAUGGAAACAUUUUGUUACAUGCACAACAGAGGACAUUACAUUUGGCACACACUGUAGUCCAAUUUCAUGAGGAAAUUGGAAAAAGCACUGAAUUUCUGGGAAAGCAGUUUGUAGUUGUUCUUCCUGGAAGUAAGAUUCCAAAGUGGAUUCAACAUCAGAGCACAGGUUUCUCGAUUGCAAUUCCGCUGCCUUCAAAUUGGCACAAGGAGUUGUUGGGUUUCACAUUCUGUGCUGUUUUUGAAUAUGGCAAAACCAAACUUGAUGAAGAAAGGUGGAUGAGAUUGGAAUGCCAAUUCAAAUCCAACUGUGGUGAAAGCUGUCACAUAUCUGCAUGUUUCCACUAUUGGGAGAGGAAUGUGGUUCCUAAAAUGGAACACAUGUUCUUGUCCUAUAAUAGCGAUGUUAUUCUCAAAAUCAAAGGCAAAGGAGAGAGCAUGUGCUGCUACAAUGAGUUAUUGAUUGAAUUUUUCAUUCAAGAUUCCUGUGAAAAGCCUUCACCUUCUUCCAAGGUUAACAAGUGUGGGGUCCAACUACUUUACAAUGAUGAUGGUGAUGAUGAGUGGGAUUACGUUUCCUCUUGGGAUCCAACCCAGUCCUCCUUAAGUAAAGAAGAUAGUGAUAUCUAUGAUAAGCCAAGUACUAAGAAUGUGGGUGAGUCCAGUGCUUUGUUGAGGAGGAAGAGCAAGCAUAUGAAACUUUUGCAUCUGACCAGGAUGAGGCUGAUCCCUGUGAAGCAUUUAGCUCUCUUGGGGAAGAAGUGGAACAAGAGGAAGAGAAUGAAACAUUUAGCUGUCACACGGAGGAAAAAGAACAACAAUAAAAUAAUGCAAAGUUGUCACUAACAAAUUUUCCAACUUCCCUUUUGGUAAUAUUAUUGGAAAACUCUUCUAAUAAUAUUUUUAUUAUAAUUAUGUAUAAUUAAUAAUGUUGAAUCAUUUAUAGAGUUAUGAGGCUAUAAAUUUUAACAUUAUUUUUUUACAAUUGUAUCCUCUUGAUGAUAUUCUUUUUUUGAUGAUGUUGACAAA
Hevea brasiliensis (rubber tree) is the source of this 3708-nucleotide messenger RNA. Its product is annotated as disease resistance protein RML1A. The record is from RefSeq and is a predicted model, not a curated record. Gene Ontology annotation, molecular function: protein binding; ADP binding. The coding region runs from base 46 to 3525 and encodes 1159 amino acids. Lineage: Eukaryota; Viridiplantae; Streptophyta; Magnoliopsida; Malpighiales; Euphorbiaceae. The transcript has 5 exons. Gene Ontology annotation, biological process: signal transduction; defense response.